Aspergillus japonicus CBS 114.51 is the source of this 828-nucleotide messenger RNA. RefSeq lists its product as uncharacterized. The transcript has a single exon. Bases 1 to 828 code for a protein of 275 amino acids. The record is from RefSeq and is a predicted model, not a curated record. NCBI's taxonomy places the organism in Eukaryota, Fungi, Ascomycota, Eurotiomycetes, Eurotiales, Aspergillaceae.
AUGGCUGACACUCUCAAAGGCCACGAGAAUCUGAUCGGCCUUAGUGUAUCGGGAGGUCCAGCAGCUAUGGAUGCUAUCUUCAUAUCUAAUGCCCUCUACCGGCGGGAAAACCCCUCGACUAUAGUUGUGGGCAAUGAUCUCCCAAUCAUCGUCGCUGAUCUCCUCGUACGGGCGGGAACCGACCACGAUCUCGAAGAUCAGACAGCCCAGGGCGAAGAGAUCUGUUUGAAUGAAUCGAGGGGACUCGGGAGACAGCUGCUACCGGUCCUCUUCCGUGACCAGCGGAAGCAUGUCGCCGAUGCCCGAGCCGGCAAAGUCACAGAGCCUGAGCGAGAGGUCAUCCGCCAGCAGGAAGUUGCGGGCGCUGAUGUCGCCGUGGAUCACGGAGUGGCAGUGAAUAAACUGCACUGCACUGAUAGCAUUUCGAAAUCAGGUGUCCUUGGUUGUAUCAUCCACAUGCGCGUGGUUCUUGCGGAUGUAGUCACGGAGAUUGCCAUUGCGCAUAUAGGGGAAGCGGAUGCCAUUCUCGGUUAUGUCGAGGCAGUCGAGAACGUCCCCGUGCUUGGGAAGGGAUUGAUAAAUUUAUUUCUCUCGCUCCAUACUCAUGGAGGAAAACGCCUCAUCCUCUCACAUCGACAGAGCAGUCUCUUCGCUGCAUUUACUCAGAUCAUGGUGCAGCGGGCAUUUGAGGACUUCGGUAUCAUUGCACGAAUCGCGGAAGAUUAUGCCCGAGGACCCGAAUGCAACCACCGGUCGUUGGACACCUUCGGGGUAUACUAUUACUGGAUAACCCAUGGUCUGAUUCAUAUUGGGAAAACUGAUGGCUGA